GCCGGGCCAGGCGGGAGCGGCGCCGGCGAGGGCGGAAGUGCGCGGCGGGGGCGCGCGGGCGGCGGCGCUGCCCCCUCAAUGAGAGUCGGGGCGCGGCGGCAGCGGGAGCAGCGGGGCCGGGGGACACAGCCCAGACAGGAGCCGGGCUGGAGCCGCCGUGCGGAACUGGGCCUUAGCCCCCAGCCUUACCGGUGCAGAUCUUGUAGGAAGAGAAGGGUGGUGCCUGAGUGUGACCUUACCUGGAGAAGGGCAGGGAGUGAGGGAGAACCUAUGGAGAAGUAGGAAUUGUCACGCCUCAUUUCUGUACUAAGGAGUGUCCUGGAUGAGGGAGCUGAUGUAUAACAUAAUAGAGAAGAUUACCAGAGGAAAAUAUCUGUCUUCACUUACCAGUGUUUAUCCCAGAAUGAGCACUUAAAGAUGAUUAAUUUGCAUUGCUGUACUAAAUAUCUGAUUGGUUGCCUGGCACUUCGUCUGUGGCAAGCAGGACAAUGGCUGCCAGCAAGAGCAAGAACCAGAGUUCCUUGGCCCUCCAUAAAGUAAUUAUGGUUGGCAGUGGAGGUGUGGGUAAAUCUGCCCUCACACUUCAGUUUAUGUAUGAUGAGUUUGUAGAAGACUAUGAACCUACCAAGGCUGACAGCUACAGAAAGAAAGUAGUUCUGGAUGGUGAAGAAGUUCAAAUAGACAUUCUGGACACAGCAGGGCAGGAGGAUUAUGCAGCUAUCAGAGACAACUAUUUCCGCAGUGGAGAAGGGUUUCUUCUUGUCUUUUCAAUAACAGAGCACGAAUCCUUCACAGCAACAGCAGAGUUUCGGGAACAGAUCCUGCGUGUGAAGGCUGAAGAGGACAAAAUCCCUUUACUGGUAGUGGGAAACAAAUCUGACCUGGAGGAGCGCAGACAAGUGCCUGUAGAAGAGGCUCGAAGUAAGGCAGAAGAAUGGGGGGUGCAGUACGUAGAAACCUCAGCCAAAACUCGAGCGAAUGUAGAUAAGGUGUUCUUUGAUUUAAUGAGAGAAAUAAGAGCAAAGAAAAUGUCAGAAAACAAAGACAAGAAUGGCAAGAAAAGUGGCAAGAACAAGAAAAGCUUUAAAGAAAGAUGUUGCUUACUGUGAUGCUUUGGAACUGUAAAUAUCCAUCUACAGGUGGCUUGGAUAAAAUACCACUAAGGAUAUAGGGCUGGAUUCAUGAAAGGAAGUCUGUAUUGACUCCCUUAUCUUUUGCUUUGCAUAUCACACCUCCAAAAUGUGAAAACAACUUUGCAACCAUUUCCAGUAUCCAACAAAACCUUUGCCUCCUUAAACUGAAAUGGGCUCCAUCUUCCAACUUUCAAAACUAGAAAUAGUUUCAGAACUACAAUCCUUCUGCUUGGUUAGACAAUGUACUUUUGUAUUAACUUCCUUCUAAUGUUUCUGUGUGUUUCUCUUGAACCUCUAUUGGCCUUAACCAGCACAGCUGUUCAGGUUCAAACACUUUUUCCCGCUGUUGCUGCCCUCCUUGAUGGUGCAAACUGCAGAGAGGCUAGAUGACACCUAGUAAAGGGUUUGAGUCUCCAUCUUCUCUUAGUUGUCACUGAUAUUUCUUACACUGAAAUCUGCUGACUUCCUCCCCACGCUCCAUGUAAGAAAUAGCGACCGACAGCUGAGAGUCAACUCAAAACAAACUUUCUUCUGUGUUCUGUUUAGUCAAUACAGCAUUCAUGAAUCAAGCCUAAGGACUCAAUUCAUACUUAUUUAGGAAAUGAAAAAAUUGAUAUUUAAAUACAGGCUGGAUGCAUUCCCUGCUGGGGUCUGUCUUCUCAUCCUUAAAUUAGUGAUAUGGGGUGAGAAAGUGACUGUAAGCCUUUCUUCAAAAGGAAUAGUAUUAUCACCAUCUCCCUGAAAUGCUCUCCUGGGUUUCUUCCAUGUAUUGUCUUGACUCAAUUACACUCUACAUCUGUCAUCCUUUCCUUCCCUUGUACUGGAAUAGUGGAAAUAGGUGUUGAUUUAAUCAGUUAUGUUUAUAUUGGAACACUUGUGAUGAUAGUGUUGGAAAGUGAGAACAUCUGCAUCUGUCUCCUGUCUUGCUGAAGAUGAAAAUGCUGAAUAAGUGUGGGUCCCAUCACACAAUCAUGACCUGGAAUAGGUGAGGCAUAUAUGUUACCUCUCAAUGAUUAGCUGGCUAGUGAGCUGUAUGGUGUCAAAAAGCAAAUGAAGUUAAGCAGUUGCCACAUCUAUUACUCACUGUUAAUUUUAUAUGUACUGUUUCUGAUGCACAGCAACCUAGUACAUGAUGAGUUUUGCUGUCACUUACACAGUGGUGGUCAUGUCAGUUCAACAAAAACAGUCUAGAAGUGGAAAAGUCAGUACUUAGCAGGUUCUGUUGUCAGCUGAAUGAAAUGAACUUUCUGAUGCAGUUUAAAUGAAGUGCAGUUGCCAAAAAUCACUUCUGUCACUGUGGAAAAGAACUCUCUUCUGGUUGUGGAGUUACUCAAUGAAUUAUGGCUAUCUUCUGCCUCAGGAGUAGAGAAACUUGAAGAGUAACUGUAUCUUGCUCGUAACUGGAUGCUUAAAACACAGUUGCUUGGUGAAACUAAUUUAAGUGAUUGUUCAAUGAAGCUCAUUGCAGCACUAAAUUAACUAAUGGUGUUUCUUCCUGAAAUGGAGUAGUGAAUACUGUUCAGUACUUAGUAUUGUCAUUUGAGGUUGAAAAAUAUUUUUUCACGUGUACUAGAUUGCUUGUGUGCAUUCCCUCUCUGAACAUUGAAAAAAGUAAGAUGUGAUCUACAUCAGAACCUCUGUUGACCUGAGGUUUUACAGGGAUUUAUCACAAACUCAUUGUCUUCCAUAACUAGUUCAUCUUGUCAGGCAACUCAUUGAAUUGGGGAAACUGUACUAAAUAAAAGGUGCUGUAAUCUUCA
Molecule: messenger RNA, 2893 nt
Organism: Onychostruthus taczanowskii (white-rumped snowfinch)
Lineage: Eukaryota; Metazoa; Chordata; Aves; Passeriformes; Passeridae
Gene: RALB
Product: RAS like proto-oncogene B
Exons: 7
Coding region: 489-1109 (206 amino acids)
Biological process (GO): Ras protein signal transduction
Cellular component (GO): plasma membrane
Molecular function (GO): GDP binding; GTPase activity; GTP binding
Source: RefSeq, a predicted model, not a curated record